This is a messenger RNA of Gordionus sp. m RMFG-2023, 585 nucleotides long. Its product is annotated as vitrin-like. Lineage: Eukaryota; Metazoa; Nematomorpha; Gordioida; Chordodea; Parachordodidae. Bases 118 to 582 code for a protein of 154 amino acids. The record is from RefSeq and is a predicted model, not a curated record. The transcript has 4 exons.
UGAAGAUGAAAAAUAUUUGUAAAUAAAAAUAAGGCAAAAAAACGCAUAGAUACAAUUUUUUAGGUCGACGCAAGUAGUAGUAUCGGUCGAAGUAUUUUUGAAUGUGGAAUCGAAGCUAUGCAAAACGCAGCUGAAAUAAUUGAUAGCCAAAAUAAAAUAGCCUCAGAAGGCACAAGAUUAGCUGUACUCAAAUUUUCAAGUUCUUCGUUAACAAGGUUUGAAUUUGGUUUCGAUAAAUAUAAAUCUUUCGAAGAGGUCAAAGAAGGACUAAGAAAAAUGUUAUAUCAAGGUGGUGGAACAAGAAUCGAUAGAGGCCUGGCUUUGGCUAGACAACACUUUAUUUUAAAAGGAAGAAGUGGGGCAGACAAAGUCAUAAUUGUGAUGACCGAUGGCAAGUCGAAGCCUUAUACCGCAAGUAGACAAGCACGUUUACUGAGAAAUAUGGGUGUAGAAAUAUUUGCGGUUGCAAUUGGGGUUGAUAUAGCAUUAGAUAAAAUUAAUGCUAUGGUUAGUAAACCUGAAGAUAUACAUAUAAUUAAAUCCUUAAACUAUUGUAGCUUUAAUUCCGAAUUGAUCAAUUAAUAU